Molecule: messenger RNA, 971 nt
Organism: Sinocyclocheilus anshuiensis
Lineage: Eukaryota; Metazoa; Chordata; Actinopteri; Cypriniformes; Cyprinidae
Product: putative RNA-binding protein 15
Exons: 1
Source: RefSeq, a predicted model, not a curated record
CUCCCUUUGCAACACUAUGAAAUCGUGGCUGAGUCUUUUGUCCAUCGCGCCACCCCUGAGGCCAUCAGGGUCCGAGAACGAACUCCCCCACCACUGCACUUCAGAGAACGAGAACUGUAUGCUGGGGCUGAAUGGCCUGUGCCUGCCAUUCGUGAACGUGUACGAACGCCUGCAUUUGAGCCCCUCGAACACUUGGAGCACGAGCGACGGCGAGAGGCGUGGUCACUGGAGCGGGAGCUGCCAGGCAGGGAUGCAGCACGCAAGCGACGGCUCAUGGAGGAUGGGAGACAUCUGGAGUGUUCACCUGACAGCAGCAGCGAGUGGGCGGCCCGACGUCGCAGACCGCCAUCCCUUGAGGGCAGCCCAGGAGGGAGCAGUCGAGAUGGACGAUUCAGUGACUCUGAGCGGCCAGCGAGAGCAGACCGUGUGUCCCCUGCACGAGAGAGCCACAGCAGCCUGGACAGAGCCCCUGGUGAAAAGCGCAUCAAAAGCAGUAGCACUCUCUCAGAGUCUAGUGUCGGCGCGAGUCCUGCGGAGAGAAAGCGCAAAGCGGGCGAUUCAGCCAAAGGUGCCUCCAAGAGAGACCGAUCUGAGAGCAGCUCCAAAAGCAGCCAGGCUUCAAAGCAGGAUGCAGGGGGGAAGCUGAGCAUGGCCUGGAAUGGCAUGCUGCUCCUAAAAAACAGUAAUUUCCCAGCCAGCAUGCACCUUCUGGAGGGGGACCUGAGCAUUGCCAACAGUCUCCUCAUCGACGGCAGCACGGGCGGUAAAGUCACACAACUACGCAUCACACAACGCCUUCGCCUUGACCAGCCCAAGAUCGAUGAAGUAUCUCGGCGCAUCAAAGUUGCAGGCCCAGGCGGGUAUGCGGUUCUACUGGCGGUUCCGGGCAGCUCCGAGGAGACUUCGUCUUCGGACCCAGCAGCAUCGACGCAGAGGCCCCUGCGCAACUUAGUUUCGUACCUGAAGCAAAA